AUGGCGCGUGACUGGCUGGUGAAAACGGCAGAGCUGGAUCCAAGUAAGAACUACGUGGUCGGCUUCCAUCCCCACGGGGUCCUGGUGGCCGGUGCCUUCCUCAAUUUCUGCACCGAGGCAACGGGGUUUUCGCAGCUGUUCCCGGGGCUGACCCCUCACAUGAUGAUGCUGACACUCUGGUUCAGAGUCCCCUUCUUCAGGGACUACCUGCUGAGUGGAGGUCUCGUCCCAUCCGACAAAGACAGUGCUUCGUACGUGCUGAGGAGGUGGGGAGGUGGGAACGUGCUGGUCAUAGCAGUGGGAGGGGCCCAGGAGGCCCUAGAUGCGCGGCCUGGAGCCUUCACCCUACUGCUGAAAAACCGCAAGGGGUUCGUUCGACUGGCCAUGGAGCACGGGGCUCCACUCGUCCCCGUGUUUUCCUUUGGGGAGAAUGAGCUCUUUGACCAGGUCGACAACCCAAAGGGCUCCUGGCUGAGGCGGACGCAGCACCGUCUUCAGCAAAUCAUGGGCAUCUCCCUCCCCCUGUUCCAUGCCCGGGGCGUGUUCCAGUACAGCUUCGGGCUGCUCCCGUAUCGACGGCCCAUCUUCACUGUGGUUGGGAAGCCAAUUAAAGUGGAGAAGAAGCACAACCCAUCCCAAGAAGAAGUCGAUCGAUUACAUCAGACGUACAUUGAGGAACUGUGCAAACUCUUUGAGGCGCAUAAAACUAAAUACAAUGUCCCAGAGGACAGGCAUCUUGAAUUUAUAUAA
Molecule: messenger RNA, 750 nt
Organism: Terrapene triunguis (Three-toed box turtle)
Lineage: Eukaryota; Metazoa; Chordata; Testudines; Emydidae
Gene: MOGAT2
Product: monoacylglycerol O-acyltransferase 2
Exons: 5
Coding region: 1-750 (249 amino acids)
Biological process (GO): diacylglycerol biosynthetic process; triglyceride biosynthetic process
Cellular component (GO): endoplasmic reticulum membrane
Molecular function (GO): diacylglycerol O-acyltransferase activity; 2-acylglycerol O-acyltransferase activity
Source: RefSeq, a predicted model, not a curated record